This is a messenger RNA of Talaromyces marneffei, 1611 nucleotides long. RefSeq lists its product as uncharacterized. The coding region runs from base 1 to 1611 and encodes 536 amino acids. NCBI's taxonomy places the organism in Eukaryota, Fungi, Ascomycota, Eurotiomycetes, Eurotiales, Trichocomaceae. The transcript has 3 exons. The record is from RefSeq and is a predicted model, not a curated record. Gene Ontology annotation, molecular function: heme binding; monooxygenase activity; oxidoreductase activity, acting on paired donors, with incorporation or reduction of molecular oxygen.
AUGAUCGGAGAACUUUUGUCCAACAUCUCACCCUCAAGGACAGCCUUAUGGCUGGUCCUAAGUCUCUUCAUUCUCUUUUGGUUCUUGAAGCUCCGUGUUGCACGUCAGAUCCACCUGUUGGGAGGGAAGUCGCCGAUAAUCCCAACAUAUCUUCCUUGUGCCGUCGACUUUAUCUUUGGUUCCGCUCGAGCAGCCAAAAGGAACCAGGACCUUGUAUUCUUGAAACAGAGCAUGGUUCGUGCUCAGCAGCAUAAUAAGCUGGAUUUCGUGCCGUUCACGGUAGAGAUCAAUCAAAUGAUUUCCAACCGCGUCAUCAUCACUAUUGAUCCAGAAAACAUCAAGGCUAUCUUGACUGGUCAGUUCCACGACUUUGGUAAAGGCGAGUCGUUUCAUCAGGAGUGGCGAGAGUUUUUGGGAGAUAGUAUCUUUGCUACCGAUGGAGAGUUGUGGUUUACGUCUCGCCAGCUCCUCAGGCCCAUGUUUAACAAGGAUCGCAUUGUCGAUACUCAGAUCUUCGAGACUCAUGUUCAGAAGCUCAUCCAACUCUUUGGCGGCAGUAAAAAUGCAAAUGGCAGUAAAAUUGUGGAUGUUGGAGAUUUAUACUUCCGGUUCACUCUGGACGCCGCUACAGGUUAUCUUCUGGGCCAAGGAACAGACAGUCUAGAGAACCCUAAGACGAGAUUUGCGGAGGCUUUCCGUUAUGUGCAAUCACAGCAGUCAAUCUUUUUCAGAAUGGGACCCCUGAGCCCAUUCCUGUCACGAAAGAAAUUCCGUGAAGAACUUCAAGUCAUGGAAAACUUCAUACAGCCUUACAUCCAAACGGUGCUCUCUCUCAGUGUCGAAGAAUCAGAAAAGAUCCUCUCCAAACGAGAGACCUUCCUCGACGCCCUGGCAAGAUUCACCCGUGACCCCCGUGUCCUCCGUGACCAACUCGUGGCCGUCCUCCUCGCAGGCCGCGACACAACCGCCGGUACCUUGUCCUUCUGCACAUUCGAACUCUCCCGCCACCCUGAAGUCGUCGCAAAACUGCGUCAGGAAAUCGCAGAACGCGUCGGCGUCGGCGCAGCUGCCAAGAUCCCGACAUACGCAGAUUUGAAGGAGAUGAAAUACCUCAACGCAGUCAUAAAUGAAAGCCUCCGUUUUUACCCCGUUGUCCCCUUUAACGUCCGAUACAGUCUCACUGAUACAACUCUCCCCCACGGCGGCGGUCCUGAUGGCAAAUCCCCCAUUGGUGUCCGCGCAGAUACCCGCAUUGUCUACUCGACACUUCUAAUGCAGCGCGAAGAAACAUUCUACGACCAAAGCAAAGCUGAUAAAUACUACGACCCAGGCCAAUGGAUCCCCGAACGAUGGACCUCGGGCUGGCAACCGAAACCAUGGCAAUUCAUCCCGUUCAAUGGUGGUCCACGUAUCUGUCUUGGACAACAAUUCGCCAUGUUGGAGAUGUUGUAUACGAUUACGCGUAUCUUGCAGGUUUAUGAGAAGAUUGUUGCUGUCCCUGUUUCGGGCCAUGAUAAGGUUGAGGAUCCCGUGUUGCGGUUUGAGGUUACUUUGUCACCUGGCACGGAGAUGAAUUGUGUGUUUGUGAGAGAUGGGGAAGGCCAGGUUUGA